ACCAUUUUAAACUGCAAUGGGGGUGUGUAUGGAAGUCCCAAGUAUCCAUCAUAGUACGGACCGUCGUCUACUCUUAAGGCAGCAGCAAUGGAGUCGAGUAGUGUGCUCGAGCAAGAAUGAACCUGGAAAUUGGCAGGCCCGACCUGAAGGUAACAGAUUACAACCUGCUCCGACGUCACAACUGCGAUGGUUAGGAAACCCCACUGUGUCAUUCCACCCAGCCCUGUGGCCACCUGAUUGAGCUUGGUGUGUGUUUGCCUUCCCCUCAAAGACAAUGUACUGCCUUCAGUGGUUGCUCCCGGUUCUCCUCAUCCCGAAACCUCUGAACCCGGCUUUAUGGUUCAACCACUCAAUGUUCAUGGGCUUCUACCUGCUCAGCUUCCUGCUGGAGAGGAAGCCAUGUACCAUUUGUGCCUUAGUGUUCCUGGCAGCCCUGUUUUUCAUCUGCUACAGCUGCUGGGGGAACUGUUUUCUGUACCACUGCCAUGACUCCGCACUACCAGAUUGUGCACACGAUCCCAGCAUUGUGGGCACCUAAGAGGAUUCCCCCUGACAUGAUGCGCAGAUGGAUCCUGGACAAUAUGUAUCUAGGCUGUGAAUGAAAUCUCCCACCUGACACUGUCCAUGUGGAUAAACAUAGACUUCAUCCUGAUUCUCAUCCCCUCUGCCCUUAGUGUGCACUUGUUCACGUCUCUUAAUGGAUUUAAAAGGAAUUGACUGGUGUAUAAAAUAUGGUUACUCCCCCAUGCAUACACCAGUCCAAUGCUUUUAAAUGUGUGGGCAUGUGUACACUUCCCAGAGAAUAGCCUACCCUACCCUCCUCACUACUGCCCUCCACCCCUGCCUUUUUUUUCACCCCUGACAUUUUAGUGAAUGUCGCCUACCCUGGCCUCAUUGGAUCUAAACGUUUGCAUGGGUUGCCUUUUUUAGAGUUUUCAAAAGUCGUGUUAAUACAUAUGUUUUAAUUACAGAAAUCUGAAAGUUUCCAAAGGGUAGAAAUCAAAUGUGUUGUUGGUGUGAAAAUGCUCACUAUCACUAUCAGUAUAAGUUACAGUUGCAGGAAGGUGAACAUGAAAAUUCUGCUUCCCUGUUGAGCUUUGGACGUCAAGAGGCGAGUGAUGUGAAUCUGUUAUCUAGAGUGCCUUCAGAAAAUAUUCAUACCGCUUCACUUACUCCACAUUUUGUUGUAUUACAGCCUGAAUUCAAAAUGGAUUAAAUAAAUAAAACCUCACCCAUCUAUACACAAUACCCCAUAAUGACAAAGUUAGAACAUGUUUUUAGAAAUUUUAGCUAAUUAAAUACAGAAAUAUCUAAUUUACGUAAGUAUUCACAGCCCUGAGUCAAUACUUUGUAGAAGUGCGGUUGGCAGCAAUUACAGCUGUGAGUCUUUCUGUGUCAGUCUAAGAUCUUUCCACACCUGGAUAUUGUGCAAUAUUUGCCCAUAAUUAUUUUCAAAAUUCUUCAAGUGCUUUCAAGUUAGUAGUUGAUCAUUGCUAGACAACCAUUUCCAAGUUUUGCCAUAGAUUUUCAAGUAGAUUCAAGUCCGAACUGUAACUCUGCCACUCGGAAGCAUUCACUGUCUUCUUGGUAGGCUAUUCAAGUGUAGAUUUGGCCUUGUGUUUUAGGUUAUUGAAUUAAUCUCCCAGUGUGGUGGAAAGCAGACUGAACCAGGUCUUCCUCUAGAAUUUUGCCUGUGCUUAGCUCCAUUCCAUUCAUUUUUUUAUCGGGAAAAACUCCCCAGUCCUUAACGAUUACAAGCAUACCCAUAACAUGAUGCAGCCACCACUAUGCUUGAAAAUAUAGAGAAUGUUACUCAUUAAUGUGUUGUAUUGGAUUUGCCCCAAACGUUACACUUUGUAUUCAGGACAAACAGUUAAUUGCUUUUCCCACAUUUUUUGCAGGCAAACUUUUAGUGCCUUGUUGCAAACAUGACAGAUGUUUUGGAAUAUUUGUAUUCUGUACAGGCUUCCUUCCUUCAAUUAGGUUAGUAUUGUGGAGUAAACACAAUUUUCUAUCACAGCCAUUAAACUCUUAACUCUUCAAGUCAAUGGCUCAUGGAGACAUACCUGAGCGGUUUCCUUCCUCUCUGUUAACCUGACUUAGGAAGGCUGCCCCUAUCUCUGUAGUGAUUGGGCGUAUUGAUACACCAUUCGACGUGUAAUUAAUAACGUCGCCAUGCUGAAAGGGAUCUACCAAUAGGUGCCCUUUGCGAGGCAUUGGAAAACCUCCCUGGUCUUUGUGGUUGAUUUAUGUUUUGAAAUUCACUGCUCGACUGAAAGACCAUACGCAUACAGAAUGCUCUGUAUGUGUGGGGUACAGAGAUGAGGUAGUCAUUAAAAAAUCAUGUUAAACUAUAUUAUUGCAUACAGUCCAUGCAACGUAUAUGACUUGUUAAGCACAUUUUUACUAUUGUGUGUAGGCCAGUGACACACUUAAAAAAAUAAAUUUUUAAAGUAUUUUUUAAAAUUUGUGCUGUAACAACAAAAUGUGUAAAAAGUCAAGGGGUAUGAAUACUUUCUGAAGGUGCUGUAUGUCACUUCUGCAGAGUUCAAAUGCUACUACUGCUUUUCAUUUAAUAAAGUUCACCCUCUGAAGGUGUUAUCACACUGAG
Oncorhynchus nerka (sockeye salmon) is the source of this 2611-nucleotide messenger RNA. It is a transcript of the gene blcap, whose product is annotated as bladder cancer associated protein. The coding region runs from base 275 to 538 and encodes 87 amino acids. The transcript is spliced from 2 exons. The record is from RefSeq and is a predicted model, not a curated record. Lineage: Eukaryota; Metazoa; Chordata; Actinopteri; Salmoniformes; Salmonidae.